AUUUCGAUGGACGAACAAUUGCGGAAUGUGAAAAUGCAUUAUGGUGCUACCAAUGCGGUGAUAGUUCGGAAUUAGGACCAUGUCUAACAGACACAGCGGGAAUGCAAGCGGAAAAUAACAGAAGGUAUGCUUCUCUAAAAAAGCCAGAUCCAGAUAAGGACAAAGAACCAUCUAAAUAUCUAAAGGAUUGUUUAAACACCAGUGGAAUCUGUAUUAUAGAAAGAAUUGAAGAACAGGGAAAAAUGCUCGCAUAUCUACGAGACUGUCACUAUACGGGACGGAGCUACUCGAUUCAAGAUCCGAGGUUAGAUGACCUUGAUCCUAGUCUCAAUCACACCACGUGUAUAUAUGAAAAGGGAUCAAGCAAGAAAUUAGCGUGCGUUACAAUCUGCAAUACAGACUUUUGUAAUGGACCUCAGUUUUCUGGAGGAUCAAUAUUACAGAUACAAACAUGGCUAAACGUGUUUUGUGCUGUUGUAGUGAUUCUCAGACAUCUCUCGUAACAUUUGUUUUCUUUUAAAAUUAAAUCCCAAUGUCUUAACCGCAAAUAACGCCUUAUUGUAGUUAGGCUAAAUUGUAAUGCAUUGCUUCGUCUACCUAUUAUAAUUUAACUUUCAAAGAUAUGUAUACGCUCCCUUUUUUCCUCAAAGAGAAUAAAUAUUUGUGGAAAAUGAAAACAUAAAUAUGAGUGCAUUUUUAUAUAACAAUAUGCCUAACUUUGGUAGUUUCCCCUCCAUAAGAUUAGAAAUAAAAACCUACAUAUCUUUCAAAGUAAAAUACUAUUUAAUCUACUAGAUGCAAUGUGUUCUUCAAAAGUCAGUAGUAUUUGAAUCAGAAUAUUUUCUGGUCAUGUUUACAAAUAUCUAUCAACAUUCAUUGAAACAUUGUAUAGAUUAGUUUCAUUUGAACUUUUGAAUAAAAAUGGUUAACAGUUCA
Mytilus trossulus (common blue mussel) is the source of this 936-nucleotide messenger RNA. RefSeq lists its product as uncharacterized. Bases 102 to 503 code for a protein of 133 amino acids. The record is from RefSeq and is a predicted model, not a curated record. The transcript has 3 exons. NCBI's taxonomy places the organism in Eukaryota, Metazoa, Mollusca, Bivalvia, Mytilida, Mytilidae.